Scophthalmus maximus (turbot) is the source of this 1606-nucleotide messenger RNA. RefSeq names its product kazrin-A-like. The record is from RefSeq and is a predicted model, not a curated record. The transcript has 6 exons. Bases 52 to 915 code for a protein of 287 amino acids. Gene Ontology annotation, molecular function: protein binding. NCBI's taxonomy places the organism in Eukaryota, Metazoa, Chordata, Actinopteri, Pleuronectiformes, Scophthalmidae.
CUGGGACUGAGCGAUGAAGACCUGGAGCUGGGUUUGGGCGUCAGCAGCCUGAUGCAUCGCCGGAAACUCCGCCUGGCCAUCGAGGAUUACAGAGAUGCUGAGAACGGUAGAGGGCUGUCCAAGGCUGCAGACAUGGACCACCACUGGGUGGCCAAGGCCUGGCUGAGCGACGUGGGCUUGCCUCAGUACUCGCAGGCCUUUCACAAUCACCUGGUCGACGGACGCAUGCUGAACUCUCUGACGCGUCGCGAUCUCGAACGUCACCUCAGCGUCAACAAGAAGUUCCACCAGGUCAGCCUGCUGCUGGGCAUCGAGCUGCUGCACUCGGUCCAUUUUGACAAGGAGGCUCUGCAGGCUCGCCGGAUACAGUGUGAGCACCAGAACGUGGAUCCACUGGUGUGGACGUCUCACCGGGUCGUCAAGUGGAUCCGAGACAUCGACUUGAAGGAGUUUGCAGAAAGUCUCCCGAACAGUGGAGUUCACGGAGCCGUCAUGGUGCUUGACCCCACCUUCGACACCGACGCCAUGGCAACGGCGCUGGGGAUCCCCGGCGGCAAGCACAUGGUCCGCCGACACCUUGUCGAGGAGAUGAAGGCGCUGAUCGGCUCCGCCAGGGCAGAUGCCAAGCAGGACUUUGAGCGUCUGGGUCAGGGAACCCCCCCGACCCCGCAGCGUCAGAGCUCCCUGGGCAGACCUCCCAGCUCCGCCGGCCGACACACUGAUGACGAAGGCUCGCUGAGACGAAGGGCCGUCAAGCCUCCGUCAGGCUUCAGCCCCAAAGCGCGCAAUGGGCGGGACUUGAGUUGCCACAGCGCCUAUGGCUCUCUGCCUCGGGAAGUGCCAGACCAGACUCCGCCCAGGGCCGGGGGAAGUCCGAUCCGCGGCUACACCAGCAUCGAGGUCAGCAACGUGUGAGGUCAUCCGAGUGCAACACCGGACAUCAGCUUCAUCGCAGCUGGGUCUUCACUAUGGACAAUUGUUUUCCAUGUACGCCCAAACAUGGGAAAGAUGAGCCUUUAGAGGACAGAUUGCACUUUGUAAAAGGGACAGGACUUGUUUUUACAAGUUUCCUGAUAUAAGAAAAACUCCCACUGUGAGCACGUGGUAUUUAGAUUCUUCCCCAAACCCCCGAGUCACCAAGGACUCAAGCUAAAUGAUUAUUUUUCUAUGUAGAUUGUUCGUGUUUGUUGAAUAUUGACAGUCUGUUUCUCUGAGGGAAAUGGGAUUUUAAAAAAAAUGUUUGUACAAUACAGGGAACUAAGACAUCAGUGUAAACUCUUCUUGUUUUAUUCACUUCUGCUGUUUGUGAUGCCUUGUCAUUGUAGCCGAGUGCAAUGAACAAAAAAAUGCGAACUUUGAAUAAGUGAAACUAAUGUUUGAUAGUCGUUUUUCAUCCUGCACAUUUACACUGUCGUGUCUAAACAAAUGUAGCACCCUCUUCUGAUGUUUUAUACUGCGUGGUGAACAUGGAAUGUUAUCUGAACAGCGCUAACUGGAGAUGAAUGCAGAGUUGUAUGUCCACGAACGCCACGAAAAGGUGAAGGGAUGCAAAUAUGUGAAAAUGAGAUUUACUUUUAAUCAAAUAAAGAUGACAUUCAAUAUUGAA